AUGCCUCGAUCCAAUCACCCUAACAUGCGCGCACACACUGUCAAUACAAGACCGCCGCCCCGUCGCAACCGAACACAAAGGGCCUGGAACAACAGCACCCGACAGGAACUUGAAGAAAAGUCCAUACUAGAACGCGAUCUUAGAAUUGGACAACGGCUCGGACAAAUUGAUGCUCACCACGAACCUGGAGUCUGGCAAGAUAUCAACGACAAGCAGCCCCACCAUGCCAAUUUUGAACCUCCCAUCGGCAGUUACAUCAAUCACGAUUGGGAACAAGAUCUAGGUGAUCUUCCAAGUGCCGCCCACGCCAGCUAUCACCGAGCCCGUUGA
Puccinia triticina is the source of this 330-nucleotide messenger RNA. RefSeq lists its product as uncharacterized. The coding region runs from base 1 to 330 and encodes 109 amino acids. The record is from RefSeq and is a predicted model, not a curated record. The transcript has a single exon. Lineage: Eukaryota; Fungi; Basidiomycota; Pucciniomycetes; Pucciniales; Pucciniaceae.